UUCAUAUCCUUGAUGAAAACUGAUUUCAUCGAUAAAAUAAUAUUAUAUAAAUAAGAGCCUGCGGAAAAUAGCGUGCUCAAAAUAUUGCGACUCGUGCUUCGAACAUAUUUAGUUAUAAAAAAUCCCAGCCAUGAGAGGCGAAACGUUGUUUAUUGUAAUUAUAAUAAUCUUGGCAACUGUGUCGUUGACUACCCCCGCACCUACUUGCUGUGGCCAAAGCAAGAAGCGGGUGAUAGUUGUUAAAAAGGUUCGCCAACCACAACCUGUAUGUUGUGAACCCGUUCACCAACCACCUCCGCAGCCCGUGUGUUGUGAAUCGGGACAUCAACCGCAGCAAGGCGGUGGUUUCGGGUUCGGCGGCGGUGGCGGAUUCGGCGGUGGGUCCGGUGGCGGAUUCGGAGGGGGCGGUGGAUUUGGCGGCGGUUUUGGCAAGUGAAGGAGACCACAUCCAUAUUGUGUUUUUGCUAAUUUUUUAGUUGAUAAAUAUAAUAAAGCGUCCAAACUGUU
This is a messenger RNA of Cylas formicarius (sweet potato weevil), 507 nucleotides long. RefSeq names its product short stature homeobox protein 2-like. Lineage: Eukaryota; Metazoa; Arthropoda; Insecta; Coleoptera; Brentidae. The record is from RefSeq and is a predicted model, not a curated record. The coding region runs from base 131 to 436 and encodes 101 amino acids. The transcript has 2 exons.